Molecule: messenger RNA, 792 nt
Organism: Drosophila mauritiana
Lineage: Eukaryota; Metazoa; Arthropoda; Insecta; Diptera; Drosophilidae
Gene: Dlip1
Exons: 2
Coding region: 97-633 (178 amino acids)
Cellular component (GO): nucleus
Molecular function (GO): zinc ion binding
Source: RefSeq, a predicted model, not a curated record
UGAUUAAUUAUCGAUUACAUUUACUAGCCAAUUUAUAAACAAAACAUUUCAAUUCAAAUUUUAGAUUGUUAAUAACAUUCGUUAUCAACAACCAUAAUGGACAUCUUCGAGAGCUUCUGUCGCACGUGCGGGAACGAGUGCCUGGAAUCGUUGUCCAUUUACGAUGAGAGUGCCCUAGUGCUGGACAAGAUGGUGCCCAUUGCGGAUAUGCUAGCGUCCUGCCUGCCCGUCUCCUUGCCUCCACUGGAUCCAGAGGACGACUAUCCCAAGCAGAUCUGCCGCAUCUGCGUGAAGAAGCUGUCGAUGGCCUACGAGUUCAGCCACCAGUGGCUGUGCGCCCACGGCGAGUUUAACGUGGCCCUAAAGUUCGAGCAGCGCAGAAGGCGCAGCCAGGCCAGCAAAUCCCAGUCGCACACGCAGACCCAAACUCAUCCGGUGGAGCCGAGGAAUGAGCAAUUGCCCACGGUGUUGGUGGAAGCAGUGUCGACUAAAAGAGCAACUGCUCCUCCCACCACCGCGGCCAACUCCAGCAGCGACUCCAUACCGGCCUUCAAGUGCGGUAUCUGCAUCGAAUGUUUUUACACGGAGAAGGCCUGCAAAUUCCACUUAAAGUUCUCGCACAAGGAUCUUUAAAGAUCUUUGCUGUUUUAACAUAUUUUACACUGUCUACAGCGUGUUUUUUCCCUUCCUUGUGAUUUGGUUUUAAGUGCAUAAAUCGUUUGUGAAAUUUGUAACUAUGUAGGUUUUGAAUUAGGAAUAUAUAUACAAAUAUUUCUUCUUUUUAUACAACAA